UCUUUUUCCAGAACGUAUACCUGCUCGCUAUGUGUUGACUCUGCUUACAUUCCUUGGCCUGGGUAUCCAGUAUACCCAGAGGGUGAAUCUCAAUGUCACCAUCGUGGCUAUGGUAGACUCUUCUGUUAAUCAGGUGCAAGAAGACAACUACACAUCAGAAUGCCCCAACCUAUUUCUAGAUGACAACGACAACGAUACUUUAACCACUUUCAAGGAGGGCCAAUACCAAUGGAGUCCAUCUACUCAAGGUGUUAUACUUGGUGCCUUCUACUACGGUUACGUUUUCACUCCUCUACUGGGAGGAAGAUUAUCCGAGCUCCUGGGAGCAAAAUGGCUCCUGGGAGGAGGCAUCUUCUUCACUUCACUUCUUACCCUUAUUACACCUAUGGCAGCUGACUGGGGUGUCGCUGUUAUGGUGGCCCUCAGGGUCAUCAUAGGCGCUGCUCAGGGUGUGAAUUCAGCCUCUAUGUAUGCAAUGUUCUCGAGAUGGGCCCCCACUCAAGAAAGGAGUCGAUUGCUCUCUAUAUGCACAAUUGGUCAGCACGUGGGCACCAUAGUCACCAUGCCCACCAGUGGUUUCCUCAUACAGUAUGGCGUGGGUGGUGGAUGGCCAUCCGUCUUUUAUUUAUUUGGUAUGUUCAUUUCACUUGCUCAUUUAUUUAUUACCUCUUGGCCCGGUAGCAGAAUUUGCAGA
Molecule: messenger RNA, 694 nt
Organism: Parasteatoda tepidariorum (common house spider)
Lineage: Eukaryota; Metazoa; Arthropoda; Arachnida; Araneae; Theridiidae
Source: RefSeq, a predicted model, not a curated record